AUGUCUAACAUGUCUAUAAUGUGCCUGGUGUUGGGUGCCGGACCAUGUGGGCUGAGAACGGCCAUCGAACUGUCCCUGCUGGGGGCCCAGGUGGUGUUGUUGGAGAAGAGGGAGGAUUUCAGCAGGAACAAUGUUCUCCACCUCUGGCCUUACACCAUCAUUGACCUCCGAGAGCUUGGAGCUAAAAAGUUUUAUGGCAAAUUCUGCUCUGGCACCUUGGAUCACAUCAGCAUUCGUCAGCUUCAGUUGAUCUUGCUGAAAGUAUGUCUCCUCCUGGGGGUGGAGGUUCACACCGGAGUGGAGUACAAAGGCCUGAUCGAGCCCUCUGGGGAUAAAGGUUGGAUGGCCAAACUACAGCCUCAGUCUAAUCCUGCUGCAUCCUUCCAGUUUGAUGUUUUUAUCUCUGCAGGGGGAGGCAGGUUCGUCCCUGAUGGUUUUAAGCAUAAAGAGAUGAGAGGGAAGCUGGCUAUCGGCAUCACAGCCAAUUUUAUCAACGGAAACACAGCGGCUGAGGCCCAAGUGCCGGAGAUCAGCGGAGUGGCUCGAAUCUAUAACCAGAAGUUCUUCCAAGACCUGCUAAAUGAGACGGAUAUUGAUUUAGAGAAUAUUGUGUACUACAAAGACGACACGCAUUACUUUGUCAUGACAGCCAAGAAGAAGAGCCUGCUGAGACGGGGAGUGAUUAAACAGGACUACAUUGAUGCAGCACAGCUUCUGGCGCCUGCAAACGUAGAUCACGUUGCCUUGUGUCUGUAUGCUCAUGAUGCGGCGUACUUCUCCACCGGUGGGAAGCUGCCCGAUCUGCAGUUUGCUCUCAAUCAGGCCGGUCAGCCUGAUGUGGCCAUGUUUGACUUCACCUGCAUGCAGCGCGCCGAGAACGCAUCGCUGGUCCGGGAAAGGAGGGGCAAGAAGCUCCUUAUAGCUCUGGUUGGCGACUGCCUGGUGGAGCCAUUUUGGCCUCUGGGAACUGGGAUAGCCCGAGGAUUCUUCGCUGUCUUUGACACGGCGUGGACGGUGAGGAGCUGGGGUAUGGGGGUCCAACCCUUGAAGGUCCUUGCAGAGAGAGAAAGUAUGUACCAGCUGCUCUCCCAGACCACACCUGAAAACACCUGCAAGAAGUACUCCCAGUACACCAUCAACCCAAAAACACGGUACCAGAGAGUCAACCUGUCUGCCCUCCAGGCUCACCAGAGUGACAUGUCUUCCUUGGAUGAGUCAAACAGUGUCCACAACCACCAGCUGGCGUUCAGUGUGGUGCAGCAGGAGCUGGGCAUCCCUCCCGUCAUGUCUCCAAGUGGUCAGAUUGACAAGCUGUCCAUCGUUCUCUACCUCACACAAAUCAAAGAUGCUCUUACUGCGCCACCAAAGGAACCUGCAGGCCCCCUACCGCCGUCCAAGUCUCCGAGUCUCGCUCGGACACAGUCGGCUGUCAUUUUCCUGAGCAAGCUGAGGAACCGCUCACUGCAAAGACAAAAGGAAAAGCUGGCAACUCUGAAACGAGUUGCAAAGCCUGAGGACAGGAUGGGAGAUGUGGAAAACACUUCAGAGCUACUUGAGUCUCCUGAAGUCCAUCCGGUUCCUGCUGCUCCUCUGGAGCCUGAAGUGAUGACCAACAGUGAGCAGUGCUACUUCUGUGGGGAAAUGGUGUACGUGGUGGAGCGCGUCAGCGCCGAGGGAAAGUUCUUCCAUAGGAGCUGCUUCACCUGUCAUAAGUGUGGCAUCACACUCAGAUUAGGAGGGUAUGCCUUCGACAAGACUAGCGGGAGAUUUUACUGCGAGCAGCACUCUGAGGCUCUGCUGCUUCCAAAUGGGGUUGAAACCUCACCUGAGGGCAUUAAAGAGGAAAUGGAGGAAGAGAACGAGCUUUCCAGUGAAGGGUAUACACCAUCUCCGUCCGAUGAGGAGUUUUUCCUUGAUCCCAAACCAGAAGGAUCAGCUCAGAGUGAACGUGAGGCCGCAGUAGAGUCGAGCGCUUCACCUGAGCCUGCAGCUAAGCACGAGGUAUCGGCGCCCGAGUCGAUGCCUUUUCCCGUUCCAAAGCCACGCCAUGUGCGUCAGACGACUCCCAACUCCGAGCCCUCCCCUCCAGUGGCGAAACCCCGCAAAGUCCUGUUGGCUCCACCAGCCGCUCCAGAGGAAACCUUAGCAGUAAUAGACUUCUCUCUUAAGCCAUCGCUGCGAAAGCUUCAGCUGUCCAUCGAGGAGAAACAUGAGCUCGGGAAUCUGCAGAGCUUCAGCGCAGACUCGGACUCGGAAACCCAAGGCGGAUCUUCCUCCUGCUCCUCUUCCUCCGCGAAUGCGUGCGGGCCUCCUAAACGAGAAGGGCAGGACGGACAAGAGGAGGACGGCUACUGGAGCGGGAGCAAUGCCAGUCUCAUCCGGGAGAAGAAGAAUCGACACUGCUUCAAGAGGAAAGAGAUGCCGAAUGGGCAGAACCGGGUACGGUCCAAAUUCUCCCCCUGGAAUCUGUCCUCCCCGAGGAUCAGCAGGGACGCCCGACUCAGCGUCCACGUCAGUCAGCCCGGCAGAGUGGAGACGACAUUCGGACAUAUUCACAGCGCCUCAGAGGAUGGCGUUGAUGAAGAUGAUGACGACGAGGACGAUGAUAUGUUUGAAGAGGAAGACUAUACCGAUAUGAAGUUUGAAUCAGGGCCAGAUGACCCAGUGGAGGCAGAGAAGUUUGAGUGGAAGAGGAUGAAGACGCUCGAGCGGCGAGCCAAGAUGAGCGUAAUGGAGCAGUUCUGCAAAGCUCAGUCAAUUCAGCGCAGACUGGAGGAGAUUGAGGUUUCCUACAAGGACCUGGAGGAGAAAGGUGUGAAGCUGGAGAGGAGCCUGCGCAGAGAGCCCAACAACACAGACUCUGAUUCGAUUGAACAGUGGAUCCAGCUGGUCCAUGAGAAGAACGCCUUGGUGUCUGAGGAGUCGGACCUGAUGGUGGAGUCCCGACAGCUGGAACUGGAAGACAAGCGCACCAUGUUAGACCUGCAGUACAGGAAGUUAAUGGACAUAAAAGAUAAGACUCCAGAGCAGAAGGCAGAAGAAGAGCGACUCAUGGAGGAGAUACUGGAGGUGGUGGCAAUGAAGAACUCCCUGGUGACAUUUUUGGAAGAGAAAAGGCUGAAAGAAAUGAGCGAGAAGGAGGAAGCUCUCUCUAUCAAGGAGGCUAAAAGACACUCCAAGACCGGAGCUCAAGUUCAGUGGGCUUAAGUUUUUAUUUUGGUUUUAUUUUUUUGGGGACACGCCCUCACAGAAUGGAUGAACCUGUGUGGAUUACAGGUGACGCUUCUUCCGUGUGCGAGAGUCAGACUCUGAUCCUGAAGGUUAGAUUAAAAAAGCCAAAGAUGGAACAUCAUCGUUGGUGGAGAGAGGAGACAGUCGGUGGUUCCUUCAGAGUUUACAAAACAUCUGGAAUCCUGAUGUGUGCAGAGUUUGAUGAGAGGACUGAUGUUUACACGUCUGUUGAACAAUCACCAUCAAUCUGCUUUAGUGUCAUAAAAGCACAGGCUGCAGAUCAAACACAGGAGGGAUUGCCUCUGAACUUGUGUUGCUUUAUUGUUUCUAUAUGAUUUUAACUGUUAAAGUAUCAGUGGAUGAAAGUCACAUAUAGGUUAUCUAGAUUCUGUUUUAAUAGAAAUAUGAAGCCGGUUCCAAAGAGGAGAGGAUCUUCCCAUACCAGAACAGCCGAUUUACAGUCUGUUCAAUUUCUUUUUAGCUUUUCAUCUUUAUUGUUAAGGAAUUUUGUAGCACUUUCUUGUUUUUAUUUCAUCGGUUCUUCACAGCAUGCCGGUUUGGGAAUCUCAGGGGUCUGUAGUGGAGUUGUUGGCUCACAUUCUUUAACUAGUUGGGAUUUAUUUAAUUUUUUUUCAUGGGUUGAAAAGCAGACUUGAGUUGGACUGGUUCGUUAAACUUUAAUGCCUUCAUUGAUCAUUUGCAAAUGAAAGAAACUGAGACUGAAACAAGUCGGUUAAAAGAAGCCUUAUGCCAUAUAUAUCAUCCUGCUGCCAUUUUGUGCCAUUUGAACACUUCACAGUAUAUAUCAAAUAAAGAUAUCGC
Molecule: messenger RNA, 4053 nt
Organism: Cyprinodon variegatus (sheepshead minnow)
Lineage: Eukaryota; Metazoa; Chordata; Actinopteri; Cyprinodontiformes; Cyprinodontidae
Gene: mical1
Product: protein-methionine sulfoxide oxidase mical1-like
Exons: 21
Coding region: 1-3207 (1068 amino acids)
Molecular function (GO): FAD binding
Source: RefSeq, a predicted model, not a curated record